AUGUUCUUGAUGGACAUGGCGGACCGCCGAGAGUUCGCCACCGAGAGGACGAGGGGAGAUCGGACGGAGAUCGCGGAGACGACGGACUUUGUGCUCACGACCUCACCUCUCUCCUCACCUCUACCGCCCAAUGACAUGGACGUGUUGAUGCGUCCAGAUACGAAAGAAGUCUACUUGUGGCCUAGAGCAAACACCGACAAAAUGCCCAACGCCGGAGGCCUUACAGACCGCGAAGCAGCCAUCGACGCAGUAAUCCGCUUCGUCUGCGCUCUGGACGAAGGCAGCCACGAGCUCUCCGCCUCAUCAAUGACCGAGGACAUGGUCCUGGACAUGACGCCCUUCCAAAAGCUCGGCUGGGACGCCAAAUCCACCCACGGCCGAACAGAAGUCGUCAACCUCCUGAUGGACCGUGUGGGAACAGCCCUAGACACCACUCACAGCGCGACCAACAUCCGAUGCACUGUCAGCGGAGAUUCUGCUGAGCUUACGAGCAGUGUGCUGGCGCAGCACUUUCGCAAGGGGGAGGGAUCGAGUCCGGAGUUUCAGGAUUAUUACCUGUUUGGCAAUUUUUACAAGGCGGAAAUCGUGCGCGAAGGAGAGUUGUGGAGGAUCAAGAAGCUUUCGAUUGCGCCAGGGUGGACGCAGGGGAAUCCGGAGGUGAUGAAGGUCGGUUGA
Molecule: messenger RNA, 675 nt
Organism: Saxophila tyrrhenica
Lineage: Eukaryota; Fungi; Ascomycota; Dothideomycetes; Mycosphaerellales; Extremaceae
Exons: 2
Coding region: 1-675 (224 amino acids)
Source: RefSeq, a predicted model, not a curated record